This is a messenger RNA of Striga asiatica, 558 nucleotides long. NCBI's taxonomy places the organism in Eukaryota, Viridiplantae, Streptophyta, Magnoliopsida, Lamiales, Orobanchaceae. The record is from the annotation of a GenBank genome assembly.
UUGAUAGUUGCAAUUAACACAUUUUUAUCCCUUUUUUCUAUGGCUACUCAAGAGGUCACAAACUUGCACUAUGGUGGCAUGAUCUUAGGCAUUGCAUUUAACCACUGUUUUUGUGAUGGGACAGGGGCUUCACAAUUCUUACAUGCAUGGGCCCACCUAUGUCAGUCUACUUAUGGUUUACUCAUACCAAUGUCGUAUCACGACCGCCACUUGUUAAAACCUCAUAGUCCGCCACAUGUAGCUUUCGACCAUCCGGGAUUCGCUAGAAUCGCUCAUGAGAAUUUGGCUUUUCAAACCUGCCCCAACAUUUUCAAGUAUUUGCAGUCUCAACCGCUACCGCUAAAUAAGAUUUCUCCCGAUAUCCCGGAAGGGUAUUAUGGGAAUGCGAUUGUCAUGGCAUGCGCAAAGAUCGAGGUUAAUGAACUGGUCGGGCCCAACUUGCACGACGACCUAUCGACGACCAUGGUCAUAUCACAGUGGUCGAAAUUGGGCCUUGAGGAGCUUGACUUUGGACAUGGAAAGCCUCGCCACAUGGGCCCACUAUACAGUGAUGUAUAG